Molecule: messenger RNA, 710 nt
Organism: Harpegnathos saltator (Jerdon's jumping ant)
Lineage: Eukaryota; Metazoa; Arthropoda; Insecta; Hymenoptera; Formicidae
Product: protein ALP1-like
Exons: 3
Coding region: 36-680 (214 amino acids)
Source: RefSeq, a predicted model, not a curated record
UCACUUAUAUACAGGGUGGACCAUUUUAACCUUUAAUGGAGAAUAAAUCGACCGGCGCUAUUGAUGGUUCCCACAUUAGAAUAGAUAAGCCAACAGAAGAUCCUGAAUCAUAUAUUAAUCGGAAGCAAUGUUUUUCUUUACAUAUUCAGGGAACAGUUAACCAUCAUAUGAAAUUUAUGGAUGUAUUUAUUGGAUAUCCUGGUUCGGUGCACGAUGCAAGAGUAUUUAAAAAUUCACCAAUACGCAAUGAUUUGCAUGAACUCUGUGGAAAUAAUUAUCACCUGUUGGGAGAUAGUGCGUAUCCUUGUCUAAAACAGUUGAUUGUGCCUUAUAGGGACAAUGGACAUUUAACACGUGCGCAAAAGACAUUUAACCAAAAAUUAAGUUCUUGUAGAGUCAUAAUUGAAAAUGCAUUUGGAUGUCUCAAGCAACGAUUUCGGCAAUUGUACCAUUUUAAACUGCGAGAUAUACCACGAAUGACAUGUGUGAUACACGCAUGUUGCGUGCUUCAUAAUAUAGCAAAUGCAAACGAUUUAGAAAUUUUCGAAGCACCUAUAGAUGACGAGCAACCUGACAUUGAAGCACAAAGACUACAUACCGAGAUAGAUAUAGCACCAAGAGAGAUUGAAACUGGAGUACACAUUCGUGACGAAAUAUGCCACCAAUUAUUUGUAAACUAAAGAGUUUAUAAUUUUAUACAAAAUAAAUUU